AAUCAGACGUACUGAGUCCCGCGCAAGUCAAUACGCUGCCUUUACUCGACUGAAGCUGUCCAGGGCACUUGAUAAGUGAAGGGUUGUGGUGCGUCCGCGUUAUUGCAGGGGAAGCGCGUAGCUGUGCAUGAUGGGCCUGGCGUGGGGAGUGUGUUGCCUGCUGGUGGUGGCGGCGGGGUCGCGGGCGGGAGUGGCGCAUCCUUCCGCAGGCCACACCUUCAACACCUCGGACUAUCUGCAGCAGCGCCGCGCCAUACUGGACCAGGAGGAGACUGACAUCUUGGGCCAGGGCCUGGUUCUCUCAGCGGAGGAGGAGGAGGUCAACAAAAUACUAAUGGCUGCCAAGGACGCCGAGAUGGAGGACGGCUUCCAGACCCUGGACUUCCUGCCCUCCAAGAACUUCAUGACUGUGAUUCAGCAGAUGGAGGAGUCACAGGUGUUCAAGAUUAUCAGGCAGAUGCCUAAAGGUGCGGGGCUUCAUUUGCACUACACAGCCAUGGCGUCACCUUUGUGGGUGGUGCAGGAGAUCACCUACUGGCCUAACCUCUACAUGUGCUACGACACCGACGAUCACCUCUUCUUCAGGUUCUUCGGGGAGCCGGACACAUCCUGCGCCUGGGAGUUGGUGAGCGACGUUCGAUCUAAUUACGUGGAUCCAAGCGAGUUUGACGCAGUGCUCUUCAGCAAACUCUCUCUUCUCACUGAAAACCCUGACGAGAAGUACCCGGACAUCAACACGGUGUGGGACGUCUUCCAAGCUUAUUUCGACACCAUCAAUGGCUUGGUCAUGUACCGCCCAGCCUGGGAAACUUACCUGUACCACGCACUUGGCGAGUUAGCUGACGACAACGUGCUCUAUGUGGAGUUCCGCGGCUCCCUUACCCCCCUGUACGAGCUGAACGGAACGAGGCUCACGGAGGAGGAGUCAGUGGCAGUCUAUCGAGACACAACCCAGCGCUUCGUGAAUGACAACCCGGACCGCUUUUUCGGAGCACGUUUCAUCUACGCUCCGCCAAGAGGCGUGGACAACGCCACCGUCCACGAGUACGUCUCCCUCAUGAAGCGACUCAAGAAGGCGUUCCCCGAUUUCGUGGCAGGAUUUGACCUCGUGGGGCAAGAGGACAAGGGCGAGCCUCUCAUCGCCUUCGUGGACGAGCUGCUGCAGCUCUCAGAGGCAGACAUCAGGGUGUUCUAUCACGCCGGCGAGACCAACUGGAUGGGGAUGGAGACGGACGACAACAUUAUUGACGCCCUGCUGCUCAACGCGUCGCGGAUUGGCCACGGCUACGCUCUGGUCAAGCACCCGGAGGCUAAGGCGCUGGCCAGGGAGAGGGACGUGCCCAUGGAAGUGUGCCCCAUCUCCAACCAAGUGCUCAAAUUGGUGGAGGACCUGAGGAACCACCCUGCGGCAGGCCUGGUGGCAGAGGGCUUCCCCAUCGUGGUGUCUCCGGACGACCCGGGGGCGUGGGGUGCCUCAGGGCUUUCUUACGACAUGUACGAGGCGUUCAUGGCUUUCGGGGGCGCCAAGGCUGACCUCAGGUUCCUGAAGCAGCUCGCCAUCAACUCCAUCAACUACAGCAGCCUGGACGAUGCUGCCGAGUAUGGUCUAAUGGACAAGUGGGUGGAGAAAUGGAACGAGUUCGUGGCCAAGGCGCCCACAAUCCUUGCUGACCGAGGCUGAUUCUCACACUUCCCUCACUCCUCCGCCUCCUCCAUUAUUACCUAUGCUCCCCAGUGAUUGCUUUAAAAAUACAUGUAUCGUCUAUCUAAAUGGAUCGUUCAUUGCCUGUUGUUCUCACAAGAUACAGGUCUGAGCACAGCGGUGCAUCAAUGAAGAAACACGUGGCCACACUGCAAGGGUCUUCACAAAUCAGGCAUGACACCACCAUCUGUUGACAUCGUGAAUAAUUUUGUGAAGUGCUUCCCUUUAUACUUUAAGGCGGGGAAGAGAUCUCAUCUGGUCCUGGGAAUUUCAUUUUCUUCAGGUUGUUAUGAAAAUGUUACUUUUUUUCCUUUAUCUUCCUGUAGAUACCAGGUGCACUUCAGAAUGAUUUGUAAAAAAGGUUGGCAUACCCUUCCAUCUCUGUAGUUCACACUAUCAAAACAAUGUAAAUAAGAACAUUGUAACUUCUGAAAUGUGACAUUG
Scylla paramamosain (green mud crab) is the source of this 2146-nucleotide messenger RNA. Its product is annotated as adenosine deaminase 2-like. The transcript is spliced from 10 exons. Bases 128 to 1681 code for a protein of 517 amino acids. Gene Ontology annotation, biological process: adenosine catabolic process; inosine biosynthetic process. The record is from RefSeq and is a predicted model, not a curated record. Gene Ontology annotation, molecular function: adenosine deaminase activity. NCBI's taxonomy places the organism in Eukaryota, Metazoa, Arthropoda, Malacostraca, Decapoda, Portunidae.